CCCCCCCCCCUCCCCACUCACUUUUUCGACAGGCUUCGGCCCCAGUACAUGACUGCAUGUUGAAAAGCGCAGGGUUCCGUCCUAAAGCCUUUUCAGAUGGUCGCAUAGCGAUUAGCAAGUCACGGCGAAGGACAAGCCUUAUAAUAUCCUGUCACCAUACCACUCAACUGAGGCUACCUUGACGGGACUGAAUCAACAAACCUCAAUUUUUUCCGUUGACCUGUGCCAGAACACUUCCAUAGAUUCCCAGUCGUCGUCUAACAUUCAUCGGUGUUCUGGAGUUCUGGGACCAGCUGUGGGACUCAUUCCCGAGUUAUUAGCUUACGUGGAAGCUACCGGAAUCCGACACCAUCGCCUUUCGCACACACACGGCUCUCGCUUGUCCAGUAUCUGUCAUGCUAUAAUGCCGGCAGCCUGGUGCGUGUAUUGGGACCAGGUCGUGUGUGUGACACGCGUAGACGGACCUUUAGACUUUGUCUGCCACUGCUCCCGCUCGCAUCUACGACUGCCUUGUCACCGGAGCAGGUAGUUAGGGAGUUGAGAGAAUGCAGUGGGUGCAAUACAAGUCUGUCCCAUUAUGAACUACCAUUCGACGGGUGAACUGUCAUAGCAUGCCUUACGGUACUGAUUUGAAUUGAUACACAGCAAAAUUAGUUUGACGGCAGUAGCACAAACUCUAGGCAGCAUAGCUCGACGUCCUCGUAACAGAUCACUCCGCUUCCAUCUUCUCUACGGCAAACAAUUUGGCAAAACGGUGAAAGUCGACGGAUCUGUGAAUUUUCUUCAGUGACCAUGCUUGAGAGCCGUCCUGGUGCAAAUUAAGCUCGUUGUCUUCCAAAUGGGCUCGAAAAAAGUAGGCCAGUCAGUCGUGGUCAACCGUGGUUAAUUAAAUGUUGCGGGGAAGGCAGGCUUUAUGAAAUCUACAAUCGCUCUGUAUCUCCGCAACGACGUUUUCUGUCGGCAAAGGCAUUGAGGUGGUCUUGGAUGCUUGUCAUUCCAUUUUCCUUUGUCUAAGAAUUGAUCGAAACCAAAGUUCGGGACCAACUCACUGUCAUCAUCCGUAGCGUCGAUCUGACUGUCAACCUACAGUAGGUGGGCUAACUCAUAAAAUGUCGACCGAAAUUCCGAAAUGCUUUUCCGACUCGAAAAUUUUAAUUAAGUAGUGUUGUAAAACUAAUCAUCGUGGAGAAUAAUUCUAUAACUUAUAAUUAUUCAGUUACCGUGAGAUGCCGGCUUUCGAACGAACUUCUCUUCGGCUGCAUGCAAAAUCUAUACCCUGUAAAAAAUGACUACUUAAGUGGCAUGGAUUUCUCUCAUCGAUUUUCGAUGCCCCUCCAAAUUCCAUUACAUUUCAUGGAAAACAUGCAUGAAAUGCUCAUUCUGUAGAAAAUUACGCCUUCUUUCAAUUCUAUACUCGAAGGAAGGGUAUAAUUCAGCAUUAAAAAGGCUUCUAAUUAUGAGAUUUUUUUAAUACUGUGAAAUGGCCGUUCGUAAAACUUCACGUCUCUGCACUUAUCAGUGUGCCUUGUAAAGUUAACAAUGUGGCUAAAAUCUACUGUUAAAUUUUAUGAACCUCUCGCAGUCUCCUCUUAAUACCGUAGAAAACUGUGUACUUUUCCGUACGCGGAAAAUAUGCGGCUUGUGGUUUAGAAACCCUGAAUACAAGUGUAACGGCAGGUCGGGUUCAAAAUUGUCCGGGAAACGGAAAAAUAUUUGAAAACCGAAUUAUACCCUUCCUGCGAGUAUAAAAUUGAAAGAAGACGUCAUUUUCUACAGAAUGAGCAAAAGAAUGAGUAUUUUAUGCAUGUUUUUCAUGAAACAUAAUUGCAUUUGUGAGGGCAUCGAACAUUAAUGAGAAAAAUACGUGCCACUUAAGUAGUCACUUUUUACGGAGUAUCGUUUUUGCAUGCAGCUGAAAAGAAGUUCCUUCGAAAGCCGACAUCUCGCAUUAAGGGAAUUAUCAUAGAAUUAUGCUGCAGGGUAAUUAGUUUAACAAGCCUACUUAAUUAAUAUUUUCGAAAUUAAAACGCAUUUCGGAAGUUCGACUGACCUUUCAUGAGUUAGCCACCUACGAUGGGUUAGAUAAAUGACCAUUUUAAAGUUGCAAUGGUUGGUGACCUUGUUGACCUCACAGUCGGGUGCGCGCCCAGUACACAAGCAUCUUCCUCCGAAUGCUGCUCUCCAUCGUAUUGCCCUUUUCGUUAUACAACGCGGCAAACACACUGUAUUCUCUGAAACCGAUCUUUCUGGAUGCUGCUGUCGCUUCAUGCACGUAGAAAAAAUCUACAAAACUGCUUAACUAUUAAAACCCAUAUGUGCUGCAUCUGAGUUGAGUCUUCCCUUCCGUAUGUAGACCAGUCUCGCGAUUGCAGUCGCUGGUGUGGUGGACCUCCUGUCGCGUCUCGUCUUCGGUUGGCUGACAGACCUGCCCUUGUUCGUCGGCAAACGGGGCACCUUCCUUGCAGUGACUUGGCUCGUGGAGGCUUUCAAUGCGAUCGCCUUUGGUGAACUUGCCUCAGUUUCCUGGUCAGUCGAUUCCGUCCACGUUUCUCAGGUAUUAUUUCACUCUUCUGAAUCCGCUCUUCACGUCAAAUUUAUAUACAUAUAAUGAUCGUAGGGGGCGCUCACCGAUCGUUCUUACGGAACUCACUCGUUCCUCCUCCGUUUCUCCUCCGUUUAUUUCGUCGGACGACGGCUAGGUGUCACCAGCUCGAAAAUUCACGAGUACAACUCGAUUUUUUCCGACGAGCCUUCUAUCUUCAUCAUAUUACCUCGGAAUGCACACUACCUCAGCUAUUCAUAUAUGUAUAUAUAUACAUUUCAGCGAGAGGUACAUAUAUACAUAUGCUAAUAGAAACGAUGCUCCUUCCUGGACAUAAAUGAGGAUAAAGGCGAUCUCGGGAAUCAUAGUUUGUAUUCUCCUGACGUUUUAAAAGCAGACAAGGAUCCGAAGAAGAAGAUGCGAUCGCUGGAACAAAAAGUUUAGUGACCCGACUUUUCGGAUUCUCACUCGAACCCAUCAUCUGGGACAGUCGCAGGCAAGGACUAAUAAACUUCUCGUUGCAGUGAUCGCAUCUUCUUCUGAACUGAACAGAAAGAGAUCGCCGACAAAGACAAGGGAGACUCGAGUGGCCAUUUCUAGUUUACUAGCCGUCAUUAGCCAGCCACGCCAAACCCCAGGUUUCUUCGUGGACUGUUGCCCUAUCGGUUGAGGUCGGGCGUAUAAACAAUGGUAGAGGGACGCUCACCGAUGAAUUUAAGCGAUACACUCGUCUCGUUCUGCUCUUUGACUCAGUCUUGAGCUCCGCCAGUAUCAGCUAAUAUUAUAGGCAAAUGGGAAAACGAGCCCGUGGCUAAAUGGUUGGGGCGUUGGACUCCUAACCAACAGGUCUCAGGUUCGAGCCUCAGGAGUUGUAAAACCUGGGAUUGGCUUUGGCCGGCUAAUGGGCCAGAAACUGCUGUUUCAGUCUCCCUAUGCCUAUGCUGCUGGCCGCUGAACAACUGCUCACAGGGCCCGAGAUUUAGGCACAAGUCACAACGAAGUGAGUGUGUCUCUUAACAUGAUCGGUGUGCGCCCAUCUACCACUUAGCAUAUAUAUAUAUAUAUCGAUUUGCCAGCGCCAUACGAGGCCGUCAGGCACCAUCUACGCGCGAGAGGGGGGCCAACGAGAAGCGAACGGGACGAACCUAUCGGGUGAGAGUGCAGAUGGCCUAUUUAAACCCUGUAUUUCUCACUUAGCCUAUCUCCGAAGAUGUGCUCGAGCAUGAACACGAAACGUCAGAUGAAUAAACCUUCUUCCGCAGAGAUCGCCUCAUCCUCCUCUUCCAUAUAUAUAUAUAUAUAUAUAUGUAUAUAUACACGACCAACGCGAGACAUUGACCCGCCGACGCGCCCAAACAGCCGAGCAUGAUUCGCACAUGCAAAGGCAGCUGAUUAGCCCAUCCGGUUAUGAGGGCGGGGGGGGCCCACAGGCACACAGACCUUUCAACGACUACGACAGCCGGGCAGGGGGCAGAGAUCGCACGAGUGAGCCAGCAGUCAGUAGCAGCCUCUUCGUCACAAAAAUACUGAUGCAGUUAUUUGGGGGCAGCCCAGAACCCGUUCACUUCUUUUAGACUGAACGUAUGCCUUCUAAUUUCGAUUACCUGGUGUCCUCCUCCGCUCUCUUUUCAGUCGCUGUGGGGUCCAAAGCCGUCGACGAGCCUCUACGUGGGCUUCUUUUUCUGCUUUGCUGUCCAUGGAGUCUGCAGUGGAACCGCCAUGACUCAAAUGAUGGUCGUUCUCGCCGACUGGGUCGGUCCCAGCCGUCUUCCCAAGUCCCUGGCUAUCAUGAUGGUUACCCUGGGCCUUGUCUACGUGCCCGCUCAGGCCGUCAUUGGUGAGCAUACUCUGACAUCAUGCACCUGGAGAUGCUUUGAGAGGGAAACUAGGAAGCAUUUUGGCGUCAGAAGCUGUGCAGCAGCUGGCAGCCCCUUUCCACCACCAUCACCACCACCGCUUUCUUGUUUUUGACCAAAGCCGAUUCCCUAUGGAAGGAGUGUUGGAGGGUUUGCGGAGGGGGGAGGGUGGUGCAGUGUGCAAUGGCAAACAACUAAAACAGCAAAAAACAGGACAAUUCGAUCGCCGCGAACGACGACGUCUAUAAUGUGUCCGGCGACAUUGGCUCAUGACAUUGACGUGAAUUGGCUCCUAGUGAUAGCAGACUUGCAGAAGGCAAUAUCAAAAUGGCCGGCGGUGGAUGCGUAUUUGGUGACUAACAAACCUGAACAGCCCGUCUACGCGUGCCACACACGAGCCCGUUCCCACAGCAUUGUCAGGCUGCUGUAAAAGUGGCUGGCAUCUCAUGCGGUUGAGUGUCAAACAGGCCAUUGAGAAGGACCAAGUUAUCCUGCCAGUUGGCAGUCUUCCAAGCCACAACUUUUAGCGUAUCGCAAUUUUUUCCGGCGAAUGGGAUUUAUUGUAGUGAGGAAUGCGCUGGUUUGCCGUGGGGAUGGGUCCCUCAGUUUUGAUCCCUCUCCUCCCUUCCCAUGCAGCAGUCGACUGUCCAAGCCUGUCAAUCAGGGGAUGGUAGGAUCGAGUGCAGUACGUCUAGUCGUCCAGUCAUAUCCCCCUCCCCGUGUACGGCAGAAAUUAUGGGCUUGUGCGAACUCUGCGCAGUCUGAUUAACGCGUGCUGUAAGCCCAUCCGACCUGCGUCUUGGUUCAGCCCAUCUGCAGCGCAGCCUGUUGUGGGAGCCGAAUUUCAGAAGUGCGGACUCUUCGAACUACCCGGAAAGCCAGUGUGUUAAUCAGCGACGCCGUGGUCGCGCAACUGCCGCCAACCAAUCAGAGCUCACCUCUCGCUUCCUCAUAAAGCACGGUUACAGUGAUACCAUCUGUAUGUCAGAUACCUCCUCUCCUGUGUUUGUCAGGUUAGUGUGUGUCCGCCAGGACUAGGGAAGUCGUGCGUCCACGGCCUUGCACUGUAAUAAGCCCGCAUCAAUCCACAAACCGAAGGACACUUAGGCCCUGCAGUUUGAGGGCCAUGUAGGGAUCAGACAUUGUUUCCGGAAUGCUGCACCGAGGUGGGAAGGGGGGCAGAGUAGAAUUGCCGAGUGGGCAAACCCUCUAUUACCCGACUGAGUGAACUUCCGUCUAUGGUUUCUCUUCGAUCCAGAUCAAGCAUGCACUUUUUAUGGUAAUCAUUGCUGAAAGCCUGUGAGUUCGUUGACGCUGUGCGGUUUGAUGACUCAGCAAAAUACGCAUCAGUAGCCCCAAUUACAACUGAAUCAUCUUCCAGGCAAAGUCGACGUGAGCUUCUGGUCUGGUGCGCACGCGUUGGUUCGGGCUUAAGAGAGCUACUGUACACUUUAUUUCCCCAUGCCUGUAGACCUGCGACCGGCUGUGAAACCAGUCUGGAAAAUGCGUAUAACAAAAUGUCAACGCCAUAAUAUCUUUCGACAAAUACGCCGGUGCAUAGCUUUUAGGAGUCCAGUUGAUUUCUGUUAACAUGAGACUUGAGCAAUGGAAUCCGAUAGCACGGUUCCUCACUCAGUCUGGAUGGUAUGCGCGCAUUAGACUUGUGGUGCGCACUCCUGAUACGAGCGAAGAUGCGAAUCUUAGGAAGUACUCGAAAUGAAGUAGGUGCGAUCACUGGAACGAGCUUUAUUCGCUCGACGUUUCGGAUUCAAGCUGGACUCGCCAUCCAUACGUGAAGAACGUCUCGGAGGCCGUUAGCCGCUCUCUCGCACCACUUGGAGUUUGGAUUGCACUCAGGCCGAAGGAAAUCGUUAGAUGCCAAGCAGUGAGGAUCAACUGCCACGGCAAGAAACGUCUGGAGUUGUUUAUCGGGUAUGGCGGGUUGCGGACAGAGCAACUCCGGAAGACUUCUCUGGACGCGAAUAGUCGAACACGCGGCAGCAAUGUGGAGAUAUGAUGCCAUUUUUCAAGUCGCAGCUAGUUUGACGGGACCCAACCACACAUUCAAUUUCAACGAGGCCGAAAUUCUCGCCAGAGUUAAUAAUCGCUUGAACCGCUAGCUGCUUUAGUCAUAGCUCACUAGUUCGCGGUCUAUUAACAAGUGGAAUGAUCUGCCUCUCUCAUAUUCAGUGCUGAGACUAAGCCUAGGUAGAAUACUCAACUCAAAUUGGCAAAGUUGAGAAAUCCGGGUUGAUAAUUUGAGAACUGAGAAUGGCGAACCGGAACAGGUUUAUUGAAAUGUUAACCGUUCGGAGAGAUUGGUCGGCUCACCAUUGCCAAAGCGUAAAAUGCACUUAAUCAAAUAGAAAUAGAAUUGGCAUGCCGCGCCGUCGGCUGAUCGAUUUUUCUCUUCUCUCACUGCUACGGUCUUUCGGGGGAUGUUUGGCGGACUUUUUAGUUGCAUGCGUUGUGAGUCGCCACCUCAUCGAGGUGAGGUUGUUGAGUCCCUGUCGGGGUUGGUCAGUCUGGUGGCUCUUUUUCUUCUUAACUCCUGUGUGGUUGUCUUGUCCCGAGCUUCGUGAACGUACAGACGCAGGACUUUGUUUGUUGCGGGAAGGUUCAAAUGCCUAUUGGUGGAGUUGGUUCCUGAGUACCACGCCUCAAGUGGUAGUCGUUCUACCUUGGAUUUGCGUCGGCCUAAGGUGGCAGCUCCCUGAAGAUCGAAAGUAUGGGCAGCUUCUCCAGCGUGCGUUGCAAGUUGUACUCUUAUAGGCGGGUCUGCUAUUCCCGCCCGGGUUCCCCAACGUAGUUGCAGUCCCCAUCAUCGCAGCUUAUUUUUUAGGCAACUAUUGAGGUUUCAGUGGGUGACAGCGUGUCCGUAGGUCGCAUCAAACAACUCCGAAUGGUUGUGUGGGGUCGAUGUGCUACGCCUACUCUGGCGCGUUGUAACAGUCGAGAGACCGCCCGGAGACCACUUUAAUGUAGAGAAUAGCCCCCAGGCAUCAGGUUGCUGCUCCUUUGGCCGUUGUCUGAGCGUUUGGCCCCUGCUUUUCUCUGUACAAUGGCUGGUAUAACCGGUAAUUGUGAAUAAGCUCAGAAGGCAUAGUUGUUCGGCCCUUACGUCUUGUGUCCUGAUGCAGUACUCUUUUGGAGUAGAGUACGAACAUAGUCACGUGUAUGAUACAGAAAACGAUUGCUUGUGAAGUGUUGUAUUUGUCUUAUGUUGGUGGUUUUUCUGAAUACUGUAGUUUGCAGUUUCCACACCGGUGCACAAGCACGUUAAGGGAGGACAGCUGUUUGCAUAUUUCAGCCUCUAUCGGGAAUUUGAUAUUCGAGUAACCGAGUUCUUUAAUUCCUGCAGGUGCUAGAUGUCAAUCUAUUUGGCAACGACGAAUAAUUCGUCGACAUAACGAGGCCAAAACUUUAGCUGAUACCUGACGAACACCAAGUGUUCUAUCCGUUUAAGGACCGCUCCAGGAAUCAGACCUUACAGAGGGAUCUCGUAGGAGUGCCUUUAAUUGGUUCGUGCACUUGUCUGUCAGUGGCGAAAGAGGUCUUAAGGCAGUGUCGCAGAAGCCCUAGCUGAUAUUCUGACUUCAUGGGUUUGUCUCUCUCCUCACAGCGCUCAGUCAAUAAUUGAUUCACACCGCUAGAUGCUGUGAAAUGAAAGUGCAGGGCGAAGUGAAAUCAAAGGAUACCAUGGAUCUAUCUUGCCCUACUUUCAAGGGUUUUUAUGCGGAAUUUAUUCGCAGAUGCUACCGUUGUUGACGGGCUAACCGACGCGCGUUAUCUCUGUGGUAACCCUGAUCUACGUAAGCCUACUUUGAAGCGAUUGUCUAUGUAAUUAACUACUUGUUACGGUCGUAAGCCGCUACUUUGUUAAAUCGGUCUUACUGCAUCCCACCUCGUAAAGACAGGCUAGACAGCAAGGGAUGAUCUGCCUGCUCAGAACCAAGUGUGUUUAAUUGUUACAUUAAGAAGAAGGCGUUAAGAUCGCAGGAACAAAAGUUCCCUUUGCCGGCCCUUUCGGAUUCCCUCUCUAACCCGCUAUCAGAGACGGUCGCAGAUGAGGGUGAUAGACGAACCGGGGGAAGGGGGGGGAUGCGGUUGCCAUGCGACCACACGCCUAUUCAAAUUAGCAGCUCCGGUACUGAUGAUCGAUGGUCCCUCCUGGUGCGAUGAGUUCGAGGGAGAGUCCGAAGCGUCAGGCCGGGUUCGGAUUUCAAUCGGCACGGCGUGAGCUUGCAGCUGGGCAUGCCACCAUACCCCGAAUGU
Molecule: messenger RNA, 8673 nt
Organism: Spirometra erinaceieuropaei
Lineage: Eukaryota; Metazoa; Platyhelminthes; Cestoda; Diphyllobothriidea; Diphyllobothriidae
Source: the annotation of a GenBank genome assembly